Orbicella faveolata is the source of this 1107-nucleotide messenger RNA. RefSeq lists its product as uncharacterized. The record is from RefSeq and is a predicted model, not a curated record. Gene Ontology annotation, molecular function: calcium ion binding. NCBI's taxonomy places the organism in Eukaryota, Metazoa, Cnidaria, Anthozoa, Scleractinia, Merulinidae.
AAUUGCUAACAACACUGUUUAAAGAAUGGAAGCUUGCUGGCAGCGUAAAUGUAAUGAUAACAUAGGGUCGAGUACGUUUGACUGAAGAACUGCAUUCAUAAAUGAAGCAAGAGUUAACAAUACUUUUUCACCCCAUUUGUGUGACAAUUGCCACUGUGUGAAAAAAACUAUUGACAGGAACAAAAUGUCUUCUUUUAAUCCAGUUAACUGUGCAGCAAAAAUUUUCUUUCCAUGAAACAGGUAUACUAACAAAUCGGUCGUCUACGCAAUUUCUGUUUCAUUUGUCUGUCUGUCUGUAGCUGAACCUCCGACAGUGGUAGCCUGUGUCGCUGUUACAAAAAUAUUCGAUAUCGAUACAUAUUUCUAUGAGGUGAACGCUGAUCAUGGUUCCUGGCCUGCUGAUGGCUUCUGCCGCGUUAUUUCACAAGUGGAGAUUAAUGAUGGUGAACCGUAUACAAUGACAGUUGAAAUCACGAAUGUGGUUGGAGUGGAUGGCGUGAACUCUGGACACCCUGGAGUGAUGUACAACGUCAUCGACGAAAACAAUUUCGACGUUGUUUACUUCAGACCACACAGACAAGACAUCUGCUUCCAACUCGGGUACGUUUUAAAUGGAGCGUGGUCAGGAUCUGCCUCAGGCUCCUGUCCCAAUGGCAGUCCAAGCGGCGGAGUUUGGUUCACUGUCCGUGUUGAAGUCUCUUCAGACAAAAGCGUCAAUAUCUACCUCAACAAUGAUCUUGUGACGUCACUGACAGCUCAUUUUAACGCAAAAGGCCGCGGAGGGGUGCUGGUUGCCAAUGGAUAUCAGAAUAUAAUCCUGUUUAGAGGAUUUGACAUAACCAAAAACGUGUAAAUCUUUUUUCUAUUAUUUUUAGUCUAUUCUGUCACAUACCAUUGACUACACUAUAAACCAAACUACAGUAAACUGUACUAAAAAAGCAAGCUUGUGUAAGAUGAUCAAACGUGAAUGAGGAUGAAUUCAAACGAAGCCAAACUUGAAUACUGGGUUAGUAGCCGUAGGUUAGCUGAGAACUCAGUUACAGUGAAAACAGUUGUAGAAUAAUAUGGAAUAUUAUUAUAUGGCUGUGUCUCACGAGGACUGGGAAC